Messenger RNA from Oryza sativa Japonica Group (Japanese rice), 2305 nucleotides. Its product is annotated as F-box protein At4g22280. The record is from RefSeq and is a predicted model, not a curated record. NCBI's taxonomy places the organism in Eukaryota, Viridiplantae, Streptophyta, Magnoliopsida, Poales, Poaceae. Gene Ontology annotation, molecular function: protein binding.
GAAAUAAUUAUUUUAUAUAAGUUGCUUAAAAAUAUUAGAUAAAUUUAUUUGUAAGUUUAUAAUAAUGAAAACUCAAUUAAUAAUGCGGUAAUAUUUUUUCCCGCGUCCUAACUUUAUUUUCAUGCUAGUAACAAAAAAAUAAAAUAAAACUAUAUGCACAGCAAACUGACUCCCAGGCUCUCCCCAGUCAUGACUCACCUCAGUAGAGAUAGAAACUGACUACAAACUCUCCGUCUUCUCCACCCAGCACAGCAUCCCACCCUUUCCUCCCCUCCGAUCCAGAGCUCUCCGUCCGCUUCCCGCGCUCGUGUCGCGCUUCUCCUCUCCAGCGUCGCGCCGCGCCAUUGGCGUAUCCGUAUCCUUGCAACGCGGGCGCCGCGCGUUCCACUCUCUGGUCGGUGUCCGGUGGCCGGGGGGAGGCUGCCGGUGGCGAUGUGGGCAGCUUGGUCCUGACCCUUACAGCCCUCGCUCCUGGUGUUACUGUUACCUGAGCUGUUCUUGCUACGCUGGGAGGGGAGGGGUGGCGCCGCGGCGACGCCCGCAACCUGUUCGACGGAAUGUCUCCGCGGAAGAUGCCCAAGGAAUCGCCUGGCUCGACCGGGGGAGACCGCAUAGGGGACCUCCCGGAUGAGGUGCUCCACCACGUGCUCUCCUUCCUACCGGCGCAGGAGGCUGUCCGGACGUGCCUGCUGGCUCGGCGAUGGCUCCACCUCUGGAAGUCCGCCACGGGGCUGCGCAUUGGCGAGGACUGCGACUAUCUGGGAAGCGUGAAGAAACAGAAGGAGUUUCUCGACCGUCUGCUGCUACUCCGUGAUGGAGCCCCUCUCGACACGUGCGUGCUAAUGUUCGAUUAUUACGGCGACAUGGACAUCGAGGACACAGCUCGGGUGAACCUAUGGUUCAGGCAUGCUCUUAUCCACAAGGCUCGGUUCCUCUGGCUCGACGUCGGAUACUACCACUCAUUUGUGAUAGAUGAGAUGCCACUUGUCUCCCAGCACUUGACGAGGCUACAGCUUCGAAAUAUAAGGGUAAACGACAGCUUCCUUAACUUCUCGAGCUGUCCAGCAUUGGAACAUCUAGUGUUUCAGUCAUGUAAAUUUGGCUGUGCCAAGAUCUCAUCUAGCUCUGCAAAACGUUUGAGCAUAACCAAUUCCUAUUUCAGUGAGAUAUCUCGGGUACGUAUCGCUAUCCCGAGUCUUGUUUCUCUGCAGCUGGAUGGCUUCCAUGACAGGGCUCCAGUGCUUGAGAGGAUGCCAUCAUUAGUUGAUGCAUUUGUUGGAGUCCUCAACUGGACUAAAGACUAUUGCAUUUGGUCUGACUCUGGGGAUUGUGGUCAUGAGAACUGCGAAUCUUGUUACGGUAUCAAGGACAACAAUUGUGUGCUUUUGGAAGGUUUAUCGGAAGCUAAGACGUUGGGGCUGAUAAGUGAACGUGGAUCGUUUAUUUUGAAAAGGGAUUUGAAAUGGCGCCCAACAUUUACCAAGCUAAAGACUUUGUUACUCAAUGAAUACUGGUGUGUGCCCGAUGAUUUUAGUGCACUAACUUGCAUUCUUCAACAUGCACCGGUUCUAGAGAAUCUCAUUCUUCAGAUCUGUUCCAAGGGACCUAAACAUAGAAUGAAAAUCAAAGGAAACUGCCAUUCAAUGGAUAGUUCACUUGUAAUAUCAGCACAUCUUGAGAUAGUUGAAAUCAAAUGCGAAACGGUUGAUAAGAGAGUACUCAAAGUUUUGAAGUAUCUGUCUACAUUUAACAUACUUUUUAGUUUUAAGGAAAUCGAGAUUUUGGAAGGAUAUGACAAUGACCAGGACGAAGUGGAGGAAGAUGAAGAUGAGGACUCUCAUGAAGACGAAGACGAAAAUGAAGACUCUUAUGGAGACCCUUAUGAAGAUGAAGACGACGAUGAAGAUGGAGACGAAGUGGAAGAGGAAAAUGUUUGAUGCACCACUGUUUUGAUUAUUAAGAAGGUUGAGACCACAAGGAUGAUGCCAUGGUGUUUUAUUCUCUCCGAGUAGCUUAAAGGGCAGACUUUUGGAUUUGUAAUGCGGGUUACUUUCUACCUGCUGUUCGACGUUUUUUUAGUUUUUGCUCUUUUGACAAUGCAGUCCUCUGUACCGAUAAACCUACAUCGUCUGGUAAACAGGCGCCUAGUAUCCCUCAUGCAGCUGAUAAAGCCCAAUAUUACAGUACAGUAACUGCAAACAUCAUAUAAUCCUUGAAAGCAUUUGUGCUCUAUGGAUGCACCAUUUAGAUGUAUCAAAUCCGAGAAAACGCAAAUAAAUACCGAACCAUGUGAUUUGGAACUUUA